AUGCUAGCCUACAAGGAAAUUUCCACUAUCGGCACGGGCCUGAUCCUCGUCGCCACCUCAUUCAUCAUGGGUGUUUUUUACGCUAAUCAAGCGUACGACUUCCACGUUCUAUUCAACCCUCAAGUUGCUCAGUCUCACUUCGACAACAGUUUGCGUCAUUACCAGACUCUAGCCGACACCCCAGGUGCGGUUCUUGGCGGUCUGGCCUUCGUUACCUUCGUGGGUCUUGUGGGCUGUCUGAUCCGCAUCUAUAAGCCAAAUCCCGAUUUGCAAACAUUUGAAUACGCAUCCGUUGUAAUGUAUGUGAUCGGAAUCUGCCUUUUCAUCACAAACAUCAAAACUGGUGUUGAAUCGGCCGUUUCUGGCAACUGGGGUGAGGUCACCCAGAACCAAGGUGUGGCUGUCAUUGGCUCCUCCAACAUCAUUCUACUGCUUGUCUUCAUCGGUGUCCUGGUCUUGCAGGCCGGUUUGUGGUACUCCAAUUGGGAAUACCAAGUGCGUUUGGACAAGUUUCUAGCUGAAGAAGCGGCCGCCAACAAGGCUGAGGAAACUCAACCUAAGGAUAAGGAGCCCAAGAAGCAGAAAUAA
This is a messenger RNA of Lachancea meyersii CBS 8951, 588 nucleotides long. Lineage: Eukaryota; Fungi; Ascomycota; Saccharomycetes; Saccharomycetales; Saccharomycetaceae. The record is from the annotation of a GenBank genome assembly.